Messenger RNA from Cetraspora pellucida, 237 nucleotides. Lineage: Eukaryota; Fungi; Glomeromycota; Glomeromycetes; Diversisporales; Gigasporaceae. The record is from the annotation of a GenBank genome assembly.
AUGGCCUUUACUUCUGCCAAUGCUAUAUUUACUAUAGGUACCAUGAUAACUACAACUAUUACAACUACUAUCAUCUCAGGUUUUGAAUUAUUAGAUGUUUCUUUAUCCAAAUUAGAAUUUAAUUCAAUUGCAAAACUUGGCAAUUCUAAAUAUGAAACUUCUGAUCCAAGUUUAUUAACUAUUCAGAAAAUAUGUCAUUUUGCAUUUAUGCUUGUAAAUUUGUAUAAUAAAGAAUAG